Molecule: messenger RNA, 1275 nt
Organism: Varroa destructor (honeybee mite)
Lineage: Eukaryota; Metazoa; Arthropoda; Arachnida; Mesostigmata; Varroidae
Gene: Hao
Product: Hydroxyacid oxidase
Molecular function (GO): FMN binding; oxidoreductase activity
Source: RefSeq, a predicted model, not a curated record
AUUUUGUUUAAGGAGCAUGUUAGUGUAAAUCUCUUCAUCUACCCAAGUGCUUUGGAUGUGUUCUUGCUCUUUAUUUGUAUCUAGCCAGAGGAACGUUCACGGCACUAUAGGCUCAUCAACUUACUUGGAAUAUGGCCACUUCUGCAAGCAUAACCUGUGUCAAGGAUCUCGAAAGCAGGGCAAGUGAAAAGAUCGGCUCGAAGGCAUGGGAUUACUACCGUAGCGGAGCAGAUUCGGAAAGCACGCUCAGGGACAAUGAAGAUGCGUUCCUCAGGUAUCGGUUCCGUCCGCGCGUACUCAGAGACGUUUCAAAUAUUGACUUAUCUACUAAGAUCUUGGGAACGACCAUCCGGCUUCCGAUAUGCUUGGCGCCGUCGGCAAUGCAGAGAAUGGCUUCGCCACGAGGUGAACUUGAUACGGCCCGGGCUGCUUCAAAGAAGGGCACAAUUAUGAUACUAUCGACUCUGUCGACCACCAGCCUUGAGGACGUCGCGCACGAGUUCCACAAUUGGUCAACUGGGCACGGGGCGCUUUGGUUCCAGCUGUAUAUUUACAAGGACCGCGAAAUCACGAAGAACCUGGUAAAACGCGCAGAGGGCUCCGGCUUCCAGGGACUGUGCGUCACCGUUGACACGCCUUAUCUCGGAAAUCGGCGAGCCGACGCCCGAAAUCGGUUCGAAAUGCCACCCGGAUUAUCGUUGCGUAAUUUUGCGGGUGUUCGUCCCGAGAUGACGUAUGGUCAGGCAGAAGAGAGUUCUUGGCUUCUCGAGUACACUCAAAGCCUAUUUGAUGACAGUGUUUCGUGGAAGGACAUCGCCUGGUUACGUGAAAUCACACAUAUGAAAAUAAUUCUCAAAGGAAUCGUUACUGCUGAAGAUGCUGAGCUGGCCGUUCACCACGGAGUUGAUGGGAUUCUCGUUUCGAAUCAUGGAGGUCGCCAACUGGAUGGAGCGCCAGCUACGUUGGAUGCGUUGGCAGAAGUAGUGCCAGCAGUGCAAGGUGCGGGUGGUGCCCAAUGUGAGGUUUACCUGGAUGGUGGAGUGAGGAGUGGAACAGAUGUGGCUAAAGCUAUCGCACUCGGCGCACGUGCCGUGUGCAUUGGCCGGCCCGUUCUUUGGGGCCUCGCGCAUAACGGUGCAGCGGGUGUUGAAGAAGUCCUGUCAAUUAUGGGUAAGGAACUGCGCUCGACAAUGGGUCUUCUGGGAGCAACGAACGUUAACGAAGUUACGUCGAACAUGAUUACUCGCGCGGCCUCUUGCAAACUUUAACUAUGCC